Molecule: messenger RNA, 2704 nt
Organism: Spodoptera frugiperda (fall armyworm)
Lineage: Eukaryota; Metazoa; Arthropoda; Insecta; Lepidoptera; Noctuidae
Product: store-operated calcium entry regulator STIMATE
Exons: 6
Coding region: 241-996 (251 amino acids)
Cellular component (GO): membrane
Source: RefSeq, a predicted model, not a curated record
UAAAAAAUUAAAACAUCAGUCAUGUCAAACUUGUCAAAAAUGUGUGAUUGGAAUAAAUGCGAUUAAAUUAUUUCGCGACUAUUCGCGAAAAAUAAUUAAAUUUGUUACAAAGUGUGUGUCUGUUAUUUUUUUUAUAAUCGUUUAUUUUUGUUUUAUAUUCAAUUAGACGUAUUAUGAGAUAGUGCUGGUGAAAGUACUAAAGAACUUGAUUGUGAUUUUUAAACUCGUAAGAAAUGAAAAAUGAAUAACAGCUCCGAUUAUAUUUAUUGGUCCGAGCUACAUUGCUCAAAGGAUGCACUGACGGAUAACUAUGGAUGGUUCAUGCAGUUCCUGUUGGCAGUAUUGGCGUUUACUUGUUUAAUAGGUAAAAGGUUUUGUGAACCUCGAUAUGCAAGGAGACCGUGGCUUAUAUGGUUCUAUGAUACUUCGAAGCAGGGGUUGGGAGCACUGAUCAUCCACGCAGCCAAUGUAUGGCUGUCACCACAUCUCACUGGGAAUCCAUGCACAUGGUACAUAGUGAACUUCAUGUUGGAUUCUACACUAGGCCUGCUAAUAAUAUGGGCCGGUAUCAGGCUAGCUCAGUACUGUGCAAGAACUUAUGAUAUACCACUCAUCAAUUUUGGUGAAUAUGGUAAGCCGCCGAUGUGCUCUGCAUGGAUAUGCCAAUGUAUAUUGUACGCAGCCCUCGCGACCUUCGCGAAGUCUGUCCUGGCGCUGGUACUCCGACUACCACCAGUGGUUGCCGUCCUCUCCACCUUGCGCCUGUCGCCAGUCUCCGAUCCUCGUUUGGAACUGGCUGUCGUCAUGCUCAUCAUACCCUUCUUUGUUAAUAUAUUAAUAUUUUGGGUGACAGACAACUUCCUCAUGUACCAUCCACGAGGUGUUAGCUCGAAGAUUAAGACUAAGGUGAGAUACCAGUCCAUUAAAAAAGAAAAAUCAGGGUCCGAAGAGGAGCGAGAUUCAGCGGACGAGCGGCUUUUGGGAGCUAGUGUAUGACCUUACAGGAAGCCCAGUCUAUGUCGGGCUUAAAAGUGUAAUCUCUUAGAAUAUAUCUUCACUACUGACUUGCCAUCCCAAUAUCAACUGACAACACAACCGUCAGUAAGUCUUACGAGAAUUUCAUCGAUUAACGAUCGAUAUUUGACUUUUGAACAAAUUAUCGUUAAUCGAUUAGAAAUUCUACUUCCAUUUACUCGAAUUGUAAUCGAUACAUGUAAAAUUGUGUUUGUAUAUAUAUGUAUGUAUGUAAAUUAAAGGUUUAAAAGGUUUAUGGCAAGUUCUGUAGUAGUGUGCAGUCCAAAUAGGAGUGACAUUCAGCUAUUUGUGAUAUUUCGUUAGGCGUUAGACCAACUUCGCUAGUGCAGUUCUUAUAAAAGAAUUUUAGUUUUAAAAAUACGUCGUUUUUGAUAGAUUUAUUUAAAGCUAUUUUACCAAAAUUUAUUCUUGUGAAAUGAGAUUGGUAGCGAAGCUAGUCCUAUUCGUAUUUGGACCGCAUGCUGGGUAGUUAACGCGGUGUAUAAAAUAUUAUAUGAAUGUAACAUGGCACGUAUUAAGUACCUACCUAAGAUAAAUUUAGAAUUUUGAAAAUUACGUAUAAAGUGUACCUACUUCCCUUAACUAUAUCAAAUCACAAUUAUUUUAGUUUUUAUAAAUGCUUAUUGUAUAACUAUAUUAAUAUUGUAAAAAGACUUUAUAUCGAUAUUUUUGCUUUUUGAGGGCAAGACUUGGUAGUUGAGACGAUGUUGCUAUCAUAGUAUAUUUGCUAUGCAUAGUGUGGCCAUAAUUUGAAUAGAUUAUUUUUUGUUGUAUUGAAAUGAGGUAUUUGUAUACUAAUACGAAGGUGGACAUAAUUCGACGCGUAAGGAAUUGAGCAUGUCGCUUUACUAAUCAAAGCCGAAGUAAAAAUAUAAAAUGUACAUGUACAAAUAUGCCAUUUUGGUUCAAACAAAUUUAUAUUAAAUAAAGAAUAUUUUUAUACGUUUUACUUUUGAAGAUAUGAUAAUUUUAAUGUUCCUACACGGUAUAGUACUUAGAUCCUCAUAGUAGUGCCAUGUAUUAUGAUUUUUAUACCUAAAUUAUGUGUACACUAACAUCGAAUUAAGACUGAAAAAGUCGUGGGAAUCUUAUCUUCCUAGAAAUUCCAUUAAAUUCCAAUUUUUUUAGAUUAGCUUUACACUUGUUUUAGUAUUGCAUCUACAUCACGGUAAGGUAAGGGCAAAUAGCGUGAGCCAAUUACAAAAUAUAGGUGUUCAACAAAGUUGCCAGUCUUAUCAUAUUUAUUUAUUGCACAUGGCAGCGUUGGAGAGGCAACUAGAGCGCAAGCAUAUUAUUUAAAACCCGGCCCCUUGAUCGGACUAUUUUAUAUACGAAUCGUUAGAUUAAAAUUACUCAUACAUAUGACUACGUUUUGUCGUCGAUAAUUCUGGUAUUGAAGAUGUUAAAAAAGCUAAAUUACGAAAUACUUGACUAGGAUCUGAUUUGGUUCAGCAAAAUGAAAUGAUAUUACUAAUUAUAUAAUGUGUAUUUAUGUAUGUAACUACUAUUUUUAUGGAAACAAAAAUCAUAUAAAUGAUUGUGAUGUAAUGUAAAUAUUGUUAAUAAGGACAAGUUUUAUAAAAACUACGAUGUAUAUACGGAUCCAUAUAACAUAACAUAUUUGUGCAUCUGUUCAUUGUUUGUGCGAAUAUAAUUCACCUUACGUGUU